Paramormyrops kingsleyae is the source of this 4939-nucleotide messenger RNA. RefSeq names its product low density lipoprotein receptor a (gene ldlra). The record is from RefSeq and is a predicted model, not a curated record. Gene Ontology annotation, molecular function: hormone binding; protein binding; calcium ion binding. Gene Ontology annotation, biological process: receptor-mediated endocytosis. Gene Ontology annotation, cellular component: signaling receptor complex; apical plasma membrane; plasma membrane. Lineage: Eukaryota; Metazoa; Chordata; Actinopteri; Osteoglossiformes; Mormyridae.
AUAUUCCGCCUUACUUCUCUAUUACAGUUAGCAUCCUCGUCCACGGUACAGGGACUCACCCGUUUUCAGUGCCUUUGCGUCAUAUAGCAAGUUUAUCCUCCCUACGGGGCUGUAAAAGCUGCUAUUGACUUGAAAAGUGAAAUCUACAGCAGAGAUGAUGCUAACUACACGUCUUGGAAAAAAUGACCUGGUAUUUUUAUUGAUCAUCCUGGUUUGCUAUGUCUGUCAUGCAGGGGCGGCGACAUGCGGGGUGAGGCAGUUCCAGUGCGAUAAUGGGAAGUGCAUCACGACAAAGUGGGUCUGCGACGACAUGGACGACUGCGGGGACGGCACGGACGAGCUGCCGGCCAACUGCUUGGUCAAGACCUGCUCCCCCUCAGAGUUCAGCUGUGGGGGGAGACUGAACCAGUGCAUUCCCCUUACCUGGCGCUGUAACAGCAUAUCUGACUGCGAGAAUGGUGCAGAUGAAGAAAACUGCGCGCCCGUCAACUGCACGCAGGACGAGUUCCGCUGCGGCGACGGCCAGUGUGUGUCGCUGGUGUUCGUGUGCGAUGAGGACCAGGACUGCGCCGACGGCAGCGACGAGGCCUCCUGCCGUCCCGCCACGUGCAGCAGCAACGCCUUCCAGUGCAACAACUCCGUGUGCGUGCCGCAGCUGUGGGCCUGCGACGGCGACGCCGACUGCGCCGACGGCUCCGACGAGUGGCCGCAGACCUGCGCCGGGAGCCAGCCGGGGAAGGAGGCUGCCUCCUGCCGGCCUGACGACUUCCGCUGCGACAGCGGGGACUGCAUCCACAGCAUGUGGAGAUGCGAUGGCAGCCCCGACUGCCAGGAUGGCUCCGACGAGAAAGGAUGCGUCCAAUCCACAUGCCGCCCCGACGAGUUCCAGUGCGGCGACGGAUCCUGUAUCCAUGGUAACCGGCAGUGCGAUCGCCACUACGACUGCAAAGACAUGAGCGAUGAGCAGAGUUGUGUCAACGUGACCAAGUGCGAGGGCCCCACCCACUUCCGGUGCCGCAGCGGCGAGUGCAUCAGCAUGGACAAGCUAUGUGACAACAAGCCCGACUGCAGGGAUUUCUCUGACGAGCCCUUCCAGGACUGCAACACCAAUGAGUGCCUGACCAACAAUGGAGGCUGCUCUCACACCUGUAACGACCUGAAGAUCGGUUUCGAGUGCCUUUGCCCAUCUGGGUUCUCCCUGAAGGAACAGAAUCGCUGUGAAGACAUCGACGAGUGUGCCAACCCCGACACCUGCAGCCAGAUCUGCGUCAACACGGCGGGUGGUUACAAGUGCGAGUGCGAGGACGGCUACCUGCUGGAGCUAAAGAGCAGGGCCUGCAAGGCUGUGGAUCGCGCAGGUACCGUGGCAUACCUGCUGUUCACCAACCGGCAUGAGGUGAGGAAGAUGACGCUGGACCGCAGCGAGUACACGCGCGUCAUCCCCAGCCUGAAGAACGUGGUGGCGCUGGACAUGGACAUCCCCACCAAGAAGGUCUAUUGGUCAGAUCUCUCCCAGAAGAAGAUCUACAGCUCCCACAUGGACAAGGCCGGCAACGCCUCCCACCACAGCACCAUAAUCCAGGACCAAAUCAUGGCCGCGGAGGGCCUCGCUGUCGACUGGGUUCACGGACACCUGUACUGGACCGACAGCAUUUACGGCACCAUCACCGUGGCGACGUCCGACGGGGCUCGGCGCAAGACGCUGAUCAAAGAGGGUCUCAUGAAGCCUCGUGCCAUUGUGGUCGACCCUCGUCACAAUUUCAUGUACUGGACUGACUGGGGAAACCCAGCUAAGAUCGAGAAAGGAGGGUUGAAUGGUGCCGACCGGCAUGCUCUGGUGACGGACAAUAUCGUGUGGCCCAACGGCAUCACCCUUGACAUGCUAAACCACAGGCUCUACUGGGUGGACUCCAAGCUGCACACCCUCUCCAGCAUCGAUGUCCAGGGUGGGGGCCGUCGGACUCUCAUCAUCGACGAACAGAAACUGGCCCACCCACUUUCUCUGGCUGUUUUUGAGGAGAAAGUGUUCUGGACUGAUGUCGGCAACAAUGCCAUCCUGAGCGCCAAUCGCCAGACAGGAAGUGACAUCACCCUUCUGGCACAGGACUUGGCCUCCCCCGAGGACAUUGUGCUGUUUCACAACCUCAAGCAGCCCAUCGGCAAGAACUGGUGUGAGGCAAGUAAUAUUUCCAACGGAGGCUGCGAGUUCCUGUGCCUGCCUGCUCCUCAGGUUAACAGUCACUCACCCAAGUACACCUGUGCCUGCCCUGAUCACAUGACGCUGGGCCCAGACAUGAGGAAGUGCUUGACAGGAAUCUCAGACCCUGGGACCAGAGCAGAACCCACCACGGGGUCUGUGCUUGUCGCCAGGCAGGACCAUCCACAGUCCACCCCGACUGCUUUGUAUUUCGUGAUACCUAUAGCCGUCCUGUGUCUGAUGUCCUUUGGCGCUUUACUGGUGUGGAGGAACUGGAGGAUGAGGAAUACCAACAGCAUCCACUUUGAAAACCCAGUCUAUCAGAAGACCACAGAAGAUGAGGUGCACAUAUGCAGGAAUCACAGUCCGGACGGCUACACUUACCCCUCGCGACAGAUGUUAAGCCCCGAUGACGAGAUGGCGUGACCUGCAACUCAGCGUUUACAGGGCUUAGCGAGACCGACAAAAAGGGAAACAGCGAAAAUGGGUGAAGGCCUUUUUUGAUAUGCUGCUCACUGACUAUUGGGAUUUAAAAAGAAAAGAUUGAAACCACUGUGCCGUCCAAAUCUCCAGAAGGAGGUUUGGAGAACCCUUUGAGCUAAACCAAGAAAUUAAAAAGAUACGCAAAUUCUGAAGGAAGACUGAAGUGGAUGAAGAGAUUAUUCUGAAUGGAAACAGACCCACGUAAGCCUGUCACUGUACAGUAACCCUGCACGUAUGGCUGUGCAGCUCAUAGGCAUCUGGGCCCUAUUGGCAAUCGUGACCAAAACCUCACACGUGUAAAUAAGUGAGGGAGGACUGAUAGAGAGUACUGUGAAAGGAUCUUCUCGGAAAAACAAAGCAAAAGCCACUUUUUAGGGAGAAAGUUUGUCUUUUUGUGUGUGAAUAUGGCCUUAAUGCCUGACUACAGUCACUGAAUGUUACUUCUAAAGGAGUAUGUUGUGGUUUAAUUGUAUAGAUUUUUGAGGUUUUGUAAAUAAUUUAGCUUUAUAUUGAUUGUCAGCCUUUAUAUUGAUUGUAUUUGCACUACAUUUAGUUGAGGUGAAGCAUCUUAUUCUUUGACCAAAUGAAAUGGUAUAUUAUUUAAUUGUAACUGUUGUUUUUCCAUAUCGUAUGUGGUUAUACACAAUGAUAUUUGAACCAAAUGGAAUUUUUGCAGUGAAGGAGCAAGUAGUUGAAUGUCUUACUUGACACGGAGCAGGGAUUUCGUAACCAUCUGACCUCUUAUGCUGAAUCUGAACUGUGCAUUGGGGACCGGGACCCGUCGGAGACUGGGAGUAGCCCCCCUGUGGCUGCCUUCGAGGGCCUUCUAAGCCAUGUCAUGCACUGAGAGUGAAACAGCCAUCAGCACCGUUUGUUUCUUAGUGCCUUAACUGACACAAACUCAGGUUCAGAGUAGGCCGGUGAUUGCCAGGCCAGGCCUGGGGGACCCCCAGACCGUGCACAUUUUUGAGGGGGAUCCCUCAAACAUGGACUGUCUGGAAGGGAGCAAAAACGUGGACUGUCUAGGAGUCCCUGAGAUCCGGGUUGGGAAACACUGGAGUAGGCUGAUGCUUAGGCUAUGAACGGACACAUGAAUGAGAAGCCUUUAAGCUGAAAGUGUUCAAACAGACUUAUUUAAACAAGUAACCUUUCCUUUGCUCCCCUACGAAUGAUGACUUGCAGUUUAAUGUUAUUUAGAGGUGCUUUACCUUUACACUUUACACAUCUGCUAUGAUUACGAUGGGAUUACAGCGAUUUUUCAGACGUGCUCCAGGCUGAGCCCUGGUUUUCUGAACGCACAGAAUAGUGCAAAUCGAGAAGCCAUGAAACAUGUAUGUAAUCCUUGCACCUCUUCCCACGAUCAGUCAGAUCCCAUUGGCGGCUCAAUCAGAAUAGCUCCCUCAGGGUAAGUGUGUCAGAGUUGCCUUGUUUUUGUUAUAGUCCAUAGUUUAGACAGCAUACCUUCGAAAGAGAACGAUUGCAGCGUAGUGAUGGACAAAAUGGCGUUUCAUGAACCAUUUGCUGUAUUUUUUCAUACCCUUUUUUGAACAGAGAGCACCAUCUAGUGGGGUCAAAAAAUACAGCAAAUGGUUCAUGAAGUAUCAUUUUGUCCAUCCCUACUUCAGCGGUAUACCGAAUAGAUAGAUAUGGUUUUGUUGCUAUAGUGGCCUGCUAUUGGUGUGGACGGUCACCAGAUCCUGUGAGGUGUGACUAAGCACAGAGUCUCCAUUCCCUCCUUUUUGUAUCUGAUGACCUUAUUUAUCGCUGGGCAGUGGGUUGAACCUCAAAGCCAUGUUAAAGCAAUGCAAAGACCAGCUGCUUCCCAGUGACAUACAUAUGUGUAAAUAUGUUUAUAUGUAAAUACAAUCCAUUGCAGAUCUCUGUUACCUUGGUUAGUAGGUGUGUUUCUGAAUUUUAAAUGUUGUACAUAACGAAAUGGGUUUUUUUUAUUUAUUGCAAGAGUCAUACCCUUUGUUAAGUUUGAUUUAAUGUCAUUUGGGUCUUUCUUGCAUGAGAAAUCACCCUUAAACCUUUCAUGUAUUGAUGUGAUUGACAUACCACACACACACACACAUGCACACACACACACAUACACAGUUAUUCCACCCUGGCUUAAAAUCUGUUAAAAUGUUAUUUUAAACGGGUGUCAACAUGAAGGUUUGUGAUUUUUGGUCACAGUUUACAGGAUCUGUAAGGUUCGGUAUCACACGCAUGUAAGUUAAAGGAUCUCUGGAAAUAAAGAAAAAUUUUAAGGUGGAA